GGUUUUGAGUUUAAACUAAACAGUGACAUAUACACGUUUUCCAAAGUGGACCAACGUGAUUAUUUCACGUCUUGUCGUUCACUUGUACUACAGGUGCAGCAAUGAGAAAAGUUUACUACAAACAACUGUUACACAUAUAGUACACUUAAACGUAUACUUUUAUAUACUAAAGAGUGGGACCCAAGCAGUAUUGAAAUAGUACACUAUCAAGUUUACUACUAGUAAAUUGAUAUUAUUAGUAUACUUACUAGAAAAUUUACUUAAAAUUUACUUGAACUUUAAGUAUACUUUAUAAAAUUAGUUUAAAAUAUGCUUUUUUUAAGUAUGCUUAUAAAAAUUAAAUAUAAUUAGACAAAAAUAGACAAAGUAUACUUUCUUAUUUUUAGUAUAAUAACACACUUGAAUAAACUUCUUUUGGGUAAUUCAGAACAAAGAAAACUUUGCCGUUGUUUUCAAAAGUUCCUUUGAUUAAGCAAAAUGCACAUGAGAAAAAUAUUUCUAGUGGUUUGAUAUUAUUGUAUCAGACUGCUGGACACUUAUAUAAUUAGACUUAAUACGAAUCGUGAAUGUCUAUCCACUAAUGUGUUUAUGACACUUAAUAAGGAUUAGAAGCCAAUCGCUGGGUCAGCUUUGAGGCAUCAACAUGUAUGCAGUAAAGCCAUUCUCUCUAACAUGUUUGUCAUAACAUCCCCAUGUACGCCUCUCACAUUUAACUGUUUCUUUGGAUGGAGCCACAUGGGUAAGUCAGGUUUUCUUUUUUGAGUGUCAAAAUUAUAAAAUAAUAUAUAUAAAAAAAAAAGCUCAGCGCUGGAGAUAAUUCAUCGGGCUUAAAAUGUGGGUCAGCUAACAUGGCGGCCGUGCAGUGAUUAUACUGUAUUAGCUUGAAUGCUCUUCUCUUAUUUUAAUUAAUUUCUUGUCUUGUUAGUACAGUAUAUAGUAUGAGGAAACUGACAUUAUUAUUCCUGUCUAUACUAUUCCUCAGCUGAUUUUCCAAAGCACAGGAAAUCCACAUAAUGACCUGCUACAUUUUAAGCCAUUAGUGCAUAGAAGCAGUCAUUUGCUGUUAGUUUCCCUCCUUUCCUCUCCUGUCCUCCAUGAUUUCACAAGUUCCAGUGCCCAGACCAUCAUAUUCUCAGGCCAGGGAGAGUCUGGUGAAGGCUGUUCCUCCUAAGAUCAUCUGUCUUCUGGCCUGUGGAGGGAGAGACUGCCGCUAUGAGGGUCCGGCGUGUUGGAGCGCGAGCCAGCAGGCCGUUCAGGGAGUCUUUAGCAGCUGGGUGACGGAUGACAUUAUUGCAAUGGCACGACCUUCUACAUAUCUCAUCAAGAGAUACAGCAUCAUAGAACAGUUCAAACAGUUGAACAUUAAAUCCAUCAUUAAUAUGCAGCUCCCAGGGGAACAUGCUCACUGCGGCCCUCCUCUGGAGCCUGACAGUGGGUUCACAUAUUCACCUCAGGUCUUUAUGGACAGCCAAAUUUUUUUCUAUAAUUUUGGGAUGUCUGAUUUUGGAGUGUCUUCUCUGGAGGGAAUGGUGGAUGCCGUGAAGGUUUUGGCUUUCUCUGUACAGGAAGGGAAGGUGGCUGUUCACUGUCAUGCCGGAUUAGGCAGGACAGGUGUUCUUAUCGCAUGUUAUCUAGUCUACACCUGUCGAAUCAGUGCUAGUGAAGCUGUCCACUACGUCCGGAUCAAAAGGCCUCGAUCAAUCCAGACUCGAUCACAAAUCAAUCUGGUGUUUGAUUUCGCCCGGCUGGUGAGCUCUCAGCUGGCCCAAUUCCCGUGUCUGAACAUGCGCCACGGUUCCUCCUUCAGUCUUCGGCAGUACCUCCUGCGUCAGGCCCUUCUGCUGCACGGGGAAGAGGCCCAAACACUCAAACACACACCCAAGAUCCUGCACAUCCUCUGCAGCAUGCUGAUCACUAUAUCCCAGGGAGCUUCCAGUCCUCCAAAGGUCCAGAGAGAACUGGAGAAGAGGGUGAACAUUUUGGCUCUAAAGAAGGCAGUUAAGGAGACACUUUUGAAGAGGAACUUUAAUGCUCUGAAGGAAAGGCAAGGCUCGAGCACAAUGUUCUCUUGCACGUCCUGGGACGAGCCAUUCGGGUUCUUGGAGAGGAAGAGAGACGUCCUACUGAACAAGCGAAGCUACAGCGAAUCAGAUCUCAGCAAGAUUACCAUCAUUGAGGAUUUCAUGUUCUCACAUUACUCUACUCAAACUGGUGGACACCAGAAAAUGAGCAAUGGAGAAAUUGGCCCAUCAAAAGAUCAGAGAAUCCUAACAGAAUCGCAAAAGAUUCCUUAUAUACAGAUGACAGACCAAAGCAAUGGAACAUCAGCUCCUCACUCAUAUAAUAAGACUGUGAACAAGAAGACAAAAUGUAAAACCAAGAAGCCUCAAGUUUUCCUAAAGUUCAGCUCAAACCUCGAGUUACAACGAGAGGAUCAUACAUUAGAUCAGUCGUCAUUAUCGAUUCCUGUCGCUAAGGCAAUGGCACAACUGCGUCCUCCAGUGGACACUGUAUUGAAAAGAGCAGCUGGCUUGCAGGAUGAGCUCAACUUGAGUGAAUGCGGCUGGGUUACAUUAGUCAUAGAAACAGAUCCAGAUGUUCUGAGCACACUGUUAUGGACCUGGCUGGACAGACUAAAGGAGCCUGUUCUCAAUAAAGAUGACAUAGAGAGGCUGACCUCAACCUGGCCAGCACAAAACUCCCUUAUCACACUUCACAAGUCUCAGCAGCACACCAUCUGCUGUUUGCUGGACUGUGUGGGUCGUGUGGUGGUUCAAUGUCCUCAGUUUGAACAUGCUAUACUACAGAGACUCAUUCGAGCAUUAACAAGACGCCCUCCUGAGGAAAUAGAGAGAAACAACAUCUUGUUGCUCGUCCUCAGAGCUUCAAUGAGAGAGCUGUGCCUACACAACCACCAUCCAAAUACUCCAACACCAUCAGGGUUAAACUAAAAAAAAGAAGAUAUCCAUAAAGAAAUGUUGUUUCAUUAACUGUAUGACUGAUCAAGUUAUUUGAUAUUUAUCUCAAUGUGAUGUAUUUGAUAUGUAUCUCAAUGUGAUUUGAUAUGUAUCUCGAAGUUGUCCCUA
This is a messenger RNA of Pimephales promelas (fathead minnow), 3086 nucleotides long. RefSeq names its product protein tyrosine phosphatase domain-containing protein 1. The record is from RefSeq and is a predicted model, not a curated record. Gene Ontology annotation, biological process: protein dephosphorylation; cilium assembly. Lineage: Eukaryota; Metazoa; Chordata; Actinopteri; Cypriniformes; Leuciscidae. Gene Ontology annotation, molecular function: protein tyrosine phosphatase activity.